AUGCUGUUUUCUGACGGAUUACACUGUAACAUCUCAGUUGCCCAGUCACAUACAUUAUUCUCAACAUCAGAAGAACGACAGAUGCAAACCAUGAGAUGGCCUUCAGGGGUAAAGUGGCCGACACGAGGACAGUGCUUGUACACCUGCUGCUGUGCCUCGUCAUAUUCUACUCUCUCUACUACAUGAUUGGGAGUGUGUGUUUCGGCGCGUUCAGGUGCGACACUUUUCUUUUCCUCUCUCUGCGUGCACGUGUGGUUAUUGGGUUGGAUCACUUUGAUGGACUUAUUCCCUUUGACUUUAAGACUGAACCAACCAAUUUGGAGUCCAACUCCAAAUAUCUGGUGAACCUGCUGUCCAUGGAGUUGACCUAUUUCUGCAGUGGUCUGCUGUUUGCAGCCGUUGUGAGGAGAUGGGUCUGGGACUACGCUCUCACAGUCACACUACUGCACGUACUGCUCACCAGCCUGGUGAUGUUGGAGUUUCCCUUGGUAUGGCAGUGGUGGCUGGCCCUUGGCAGCGGGUUGUUUCUGAUGAUCUGUAACGGUCAGCUGAUAGCUUACUUCACCUGCCAGAGUGACCAGAGUUACCCCACCUUCAACAGCUACUGAGAACACACACACUGACUAGAGUUCUUUGCAGUGAGUCCAGUGGAAAUGGAGGGAAACCAAAUGUUCCUGUUGACUUGGUUACCUGUUUGAUUGUUGCACUUUGUUUCUGUUGGACCGGCUUCCCAGACACCAAUUGAGACAAGUGAUUCUCCACUGAGCAAUCUUUUGAGUCCAGGAAACAGCUCUUAUAUGUAAUAUCUGUAGUAUGUAAUAUCCGUAGUAUGUAAUAUCUGUGGUAUGUAAUAUCUGUAGUAUGUAAUAUAUGUGUUCUCUACGAAUGUUAAUCUUAUGUCAGACAAUGUUAAUCAUGUAAUUUAUCAUCUUAGAUCUAUUAAACCAGCUGUAACCUC
Salvelinus fontinalis (brook trout) is the source of this 958-nucleotide messenger RNA. RefSeq names its product transmembrane protein 244-like. The transcript is spliced from 6 exons. Lineage: Eukaryota; Metazoa; Chordata; Actinopteri; Salmoniformes; Salmonidae. The record is from RefSeq and is a predicted model, not a curated record. The coding region runs from base 96 to 608 and encodes 170 amino acids.